Messenger RNA from Odobenus rosmarus divergens (Pacific walrus), 678 nucleotides. It is a transcript of the gene IQCF1, whose product is annotated as IQ motif containing F1. Gene Ontology annotation, molecular function: calmodulin binding. The transcript has 4 exons. Bases 1 to 678 code for a protein of 225 amino acids. The record is from RefSeq and is a predicted model, not a curated record. NCBI's taxonomy places the organism in Eukaryota, Metazoa, Chordata, Mammalia, Carnivora, Odobenidae.
AUGUCCAUAUGCCAGUUGGGAAAUAUGCAGGAGGAGGAGCAGCCUGAACAAAUUGAAGAUGAACCUCAGCAGAAAGAGGAACCGACUUGGUUAUCCCCAGAAUUACUGACCUCAGAGAAGAAGGUGGAGGUAGGAGGAACCCUGACCUGGAUGCCUCUGGUCCUUGUGGCUGAAGAUGUAGAUACAGUCAAGACAGAUAAAGUGGAUGGUGCUAAUAAUGGAGAUAGACAAAUCCCAGGAAACCAAGAUAAGCCCUCUACCAGUAAUCCAGAAGUCAUAAAGAUCCAGGCCUGGUGGCGGGGCACCCUGGUGCGCCGGACACUGCUGCACGCAGUAAUCAGAGCAUUAGUCAUUCAGCGCUGGUGGAAGAACAUCCUGACAAAGCUGAUGGAGAGGAGGCGGCGUGAAGCACUGGAGACCUUUACACAGAACGAGUGGGCGGCAGUCAAGCUGCAGUCCUGGGUCCGCAUGUGGCGCAUCCGUAGGCGCUAUUGCCGUUUGCUCAAUGCUGCCCGCAUUAUCCAGGCCUACUGGAGGUGCCACUCCUGCACUUCCCGGGGUUUCAUCCAGGGCCAGUACAGAGUCACGGCCAACCAGCUGCAUCUCGAGCUAGAGAUCUUGCUGGGCUCAGGGCCUUGCAUUGUGUCAGAGUGUAUUCCCCUCCCAAUAAAGCAGUGA